This is a messenger RNA of Eubalaena glacialis (North Atlantic right whale), 4967 nucleotides long. It is a transcript of the gene SEC31A, whose product is annotated as SEC31 homolog A, COPII coat complex component. Bases 750 to 4565 code for a protein of 1271 amino acids. Gene Ontology annotation, biological process: endoplasmic reticulum organization; endoplasmic reticulum to Golgi vesicle-mediated transport; COPII-coated vesicle cargo loading. Lineage: Eukaryota; Metazoa; Chordata; Mammalia; Artiodactyla; Balaenidae. Gene Ontology annotation, molecular function: structural molecule activity; protein binding. The record is from RefSeq and is a predicted model, not a curated record. The transcript is spliced from 34 exons. Gene Ontology annotation, cellular component: COPII vesicle coat; endoplasmic reticulum exit site.
GUUAGUGGGUUUAGCUGGCGUGGGUUUCUUUUCAUCCGUGCGCUCUGGUUAAAUCCAGUGCCAUCGCGCUUCUUGUGAGUCCCUGCGAGAGAAUGCGAAGGGGAGAGGCAGGUCCGAAGUUGAGGCGAAUCCUGUGGCAUGCCGAUGGGCCUCCAGUUCUCUGAUGCGGAGAUAACGUAGGAGCUGUUGGUAUGGUUGACUGUAGGUAUGUGACCUCAGAGGAGCUUGAAUGAGAAUGUAAUACCAAGAUAAGUCGACUUUCAAUUCAACUGACUCUUUCCUGCAAGAUCCUUUGCCGCAAUGGGGGAAUUAAGAAGGGAAUAAGCUGGCAAGAAUGAGUCCAACAUUUCCAAGCAAGAUUGUUCUUUUUCCCUUUUUGUUUACUUUAUCCAGACUCUAGCCAAAAAGAUUCAUCUCAAGGAAAUGCCAGACUUUUUCCAAAGUGGCUGUACCGUUUUACAUUCCCACGAGCGAUGGGCGAGGGUUCCAGUUUCUCCACAUUCUCAUGGGUGUGAAGUGUCAUCAUUGUGGCGGUUGCCCUUUUUUAAGGACUCAAAGUUUGUAAGAAACUUGCUAGAGGAUGCUUCUUGAGUACAGAGACAAUGUCUAAGGAAUUAUAUUCUUGGAGAUGUUGGAAAAAGAUUCCUGGGUCUUGGAAGAUAAUUACUAGAAAUAUGCAGGGGAGGAAUAAAAUUGAAGGGUGUUUUUCUUAGAGAACACCAUUUGUCAGAUUUAUAAGGAAUUUGAAGAUGUAUAUAAGCAGGAUGAAGUUAAAGGAAAUAGAUCGUACAGCCAUGCAGGCAUGGAGCCCUGCCCAGAAUCAUCCCAUUUACCUAGCUACAGGAACAUCUGCUCAACAAUUGGAUGCAACAUUUAGUACCAGUGCUUCUCUUGAGAUAUUUGAAUUAGACCUUUCUGAUCCAUCCUUGGAUAUGAAAUCUUGUGCCACUUUCUCUUCUUCUCACAGGUACCACAAGUUGAUUUGGGGGCCUCAUAGGAUGGAUUCCAAAGGCGAUGUCUCUGGAGUUCUGAUUGCAGGUGGUGAAAAUGGAAAUAUUAUUCUUUAUGAUCCUUCUAAAAUUAUAGCUGGUGAUAAGGAAGUUGUGAUUGCCCAGAAUGACAAACAUACUGGCCCAGUGAGAGCCUUGGAUGUGAACAUUUUCCAGACUAAUCUGGUGGCCUCUGGUGCUAAUGAAUCUGAAAUCUACAUUUGGGAUUUAAACAAUUUUGCAACUCCAAUGACACCAGGAGCCAAAACGCAGCCCCCAGAAGAUAUCAGCUGCAUUGCAUGGAACAGACAAGUUCAGCAUAUUUUGGCAUCAGCCAAUCCCAGUGGCCGGGCCACUGUGUGGGAUCUUAGAAAAAAUGAACCCAUCAUCAAAGUCAGUGAUCAUAGUAACAGGAUGCAUUGCUCUGGGUUGGCGUGGCAUCCUGAUGUUGCUACUCAGAUGGUCCUGGCCUCUGAGGAUGACAGGUUACCAGUGAUCCAGAUGUGGGAUCUUCGCUUUGCCUCCUCUCCACUCCGUGUCCUGGAAAACCAUGCCAGGGGGAUUUUGGCAAUUGCUUGGAGCAUGGCGGAUCCUGAAUUGUUGCUGAGCUGUGGAAAAGAUGCUAAGAUUCUCUGUUCCAACCCAAACACAGGAGAGGUGUUAUAUGAACUUCCCACCAACACACAGUGGUGCUUUGAUAUUCAGUGGUGUCCCAGAAAUCCUGCUGUCUUAUCAGCUGCUUCCUUCGAUGGGCGUAUCAGUGUUUAUUCUAUCAUGGGAGGGAGUACAGAUGGUUUAAGGCAGAAACAAGUUGACAAGCUUUCGUCAUCUUUCGGGAAUCUUGAUCCAUUUGGCACAGGACAGCCCCUUCCCCCGCUACAAAUUCCUCAGCAGACCGCUCAGCAUCGUAUAGUGUUGCCUCUGAAGAAGCCACCCAAGUGGGUCCGAAGACCUGUUGGGGCUUCCUUUUCAUUUGGAGGCAAACUGGUUACCUUUGCGAAUGUCAGAACACAGCCUCAGCAGGGAGCUGAGCAGCAGCUGCAGCAACACCACGUCUGCAUCAGUCAGGUCGUAACAGAAGAGGAGUUCCUUAGCCGGUCAGACCAACUUCAGCAGGUCGUGCAGUCACAAGGAUUUGUUAGUUAUUGUCAGAAGAAGAUUGAUGUUUCUCAGACUGAGUUUGAAAAAAAUGUGUGGUCCUUUUUGAAGGUAAACUUUGAGGAUGAUUCUCGUGGAAAAUACCUUGAACUUCUAGGAUAUAGAAAAGAAGACCUAGGAAAGAAGAUUGCUUCGGCCUUGAACAAAGUGGAUGGACCUGAUGUGGCUCUUAAAGACUCUGACCAAGUAGCACAGAGUGAUGGGGAGGAGAGCCCUGCUGCUGAAGAGCAGCUCUUGGGAGAGCGCAUUAAAGAGGAAAAGCAAGAAUCUGAAUUUCUACCAUCAGCUGGAGGAACAUUUAACAUCUCCAUCAGUGGGGAUAUUGAUGGUUUAAUUACUCAGGCUUUGCUGACGGGUAACUUUGAGAGUGCUGUUGACCUUUGUCUACAUGAUAACCGCAUGGCUGAUGCCAUUAUAUUGGCCAUAGCAGGUGGACAAGAACUCUUGGCUCGAACCCAGAAAAAGUACUUCGCAAAAUCCCAAAGCAAAAUCACCAGGCUAAUUACUGCAGUAGUGAUGAAGAACUGGAAAGAGAUUGUCGAGUCUUGUGAUCUUAAAAAUUGGAGAGAGGCUUUAGCUGCAGUAUUGACUUAUGCUAAACCAGAUGAAUUUUCUGCCCUUUGUGAUCUUUUGGGAACCAGGCUUGAAAGUGAAGGUGAUAGCCUCCUGCAGACUCAGGCAUGUCUCUGCUAUAUUUGUGCAGGGAAUGUAGAGAAACUAGUUGCAUGUUGGACUAAAGCUCAAGAUGGAAGCAAUCCUUUGUCCCUUCAGGAUCUGAUUGAGAAAGUUGUCAUCCUGCGAAAAGCUGUACAACUCACCCAAGCCAUGGACACUAACACUGUAGGAGUCCUUUUGGCUGAGAAGAUGAGUCAGUAUGCCAGUUUGUUGGCAGCCCAGGGCAGUAUUGCUGCAGCCCUGGCUUUUCUUCCUGAUAGCACCAACCAGCCAAAUAUCGUGCAGCUUCGUGACAGACUUUGUAGAGCACAAGGAGAUCCAGCACCAGGACAACAGGAGUCACCUAAAAUUCCUUAUGAGAGGCAGCAGCUGCCCAAGGGCAGGCCUGGACCAGUUGCUGGCCACACACAGAUGCCAAGAGUUCCAGCUCAACAAUAUUAUCCCCAUGUUAGAAUUGCCCCCACUGUCACUACCUGGAGUAACAAAACUCCUACCGCCCUUCCCAGCCAUCCACCUGCAGCCUCUCCCUCUGAUACACAGGGAGAAAAUCCUCCACCUCCAGGCUUCAUAAUGCAUGGGAAUGUUAAUCCAAAUGUUGCCACAGCUCAGCUUCCCACAUCUCCUGGCCAUACGCACACCCAGGUGCCACCUUAUCCACAGCCACAGCCUUAUCAACCAGCCCAGCAGUAUUCCUUCGGAACAGGGGGGUCAGCAGUGUAUCGACCUCAGCAGCCUGUUGCUCCUUCUGUUUCAAAUGCUUACCCUAACACCCCGUACAUAUCUUCUGCUUCGUCCUAUUCUGGACAGUCUCAGCUGUACACAGCACAGCACCAGGCCUCUCCACCUACCUCCAGCCCCACUGCCUCUUUCCCUCCUCCCCCUUCCUCUGGAGCAUCCUUCCAGCACGGCGGACCGGGAGCUCCACCGUCAUCUUCAGCUUAUGCGCUGCCUCCUGGAGCAACAGGUACACUGCCUGCUGCCGGCGAGCUGCCUGCAUCCCAAAGAACAGAAAAUCAGUCUAUGCAAGACCAGGCAUCUAUGUUGGAAGGUUCUCAGAAUGGUUGGAAUGAUCCUCCAGCUUUGAACAGAGUACCCAAGAAGAAGAAGAUGCCUGAGAACUUUACGCCUCCUGUUCCCAUCACAUCACCAAUCAUGAACCCCUUGGGUGACCCCCAGUCACAGAUGUUGCAGCAACAGCCUUCAGCUCCAGUACCACUAUCAAGCCAAGCUUCAUUCCCGCAGCCACACCUUCCAGGUGGCCAGCCCUUCCACGGCAUACAGCAACCCCUCAGUCAACCAGGCAUGCCUCCGUCUUUUUCAAAGCCCAAUAUUGAAGGUGCCCCUGGGGCUCCUAUUGGAAAUACCAUGCAGCAUGUGCAGUCUUUGCCAACAGAAAAAAUUACCAAGAAACCUAUUCCAGAUGAACACCUCAUUCUAAAGACCACAUUUGAGGAUCUUAUUCAGCGCUGCCUCUCUUCAGCCACAGAUCCUCAAACCAAGAGGAAGCUAGAUGAUGCCAGCAAACGUUUGGAGUUUCUGUAUGAUAAACUUAGGGAACAGACACUUUCACCAACAAUCAUCAAUGGUUUACACAACAUUGCAAGGAGCAUUGAGACUCGAAACUACUCAGAAGGAUUGACCAUCCAUACCCACAUAGUUAGCACCAGCAACUUCAGUGAGACCUCUGCUUUUAUGCCAGUUCUCAAAGUUGUUCUCACCCAGGCCAACAAGCUGGGUGUCUAAAGGAUGGCUUCACUCUCAGCCACUAUUGCCAUUUUUCCAAAGAAACAUGUUUUAAAAAAUGAUAAGAUGUGGACCAGUCCUCAUUAGCAUGUUUCCAUAGCAGCCAGUCAAGAACAUUUACAUUGUUUCUGCAGAUAUACUCACCUUAGACCCGCUCAAAACCCUGGUGCUUUCUUUUGUUUUAAUCUUUUAUUGCCUGUGAUGAUUUUCCUAUUCUGCAAAUAAUGUAUUUCCUGGAUUACACAUAGUAUGCUUUCCUGAAGUAUUCUGAUAAAAUAUGGUUUUUGAAACCUCAGGUUUACUUUUUGGAAAAAGAGCCUUUGGUUAUGUGUAAAGCAGAGCUGAAAUUAAAUUUCUUUCAUGUCCUCCCUACUUCCUCCGUCUCAAUCAGAUUAAAGUGUG